Trichomonas vaginalis G3 is the source of this 531-nucleotide messenger RNA. RefSeq names its product phage tail repeat-like family. The record is from RefSeq and is a predicted model, not a curated record. Bases 1 to 531 code for a protein of 176 amino acids. Lineage: Eukaryota; Parabasalia; Trichomonadida; Trichomonadidae. The transcript has a single exon.
AUGAAGGAUGAACAUAAUAUUAAAUUCACUGCUCAAGAUUUAUAUGACAAGAAAGCAGACAAAACAGAGCUUCAAACAUUAAAGACAGAAAUACUUCAAACAUUAUAUCCUGUUGGUUCUAUUUAUACGUCAAUGAACUCAACAAAUCCAGAAACAGUUCUGGGUUUUGGUACAUGGCAGCAGAUUGUAGACAAAUUCUUAUACUGUGCAAACUCUUCAAAGCAAACAGGAGGUUCGAAGAAAAUUACUGAAGCAAACCUUCCACCGCACACUCAUACAGGAACUACAAACACAACAGGUAGUCAUUCACAUUCAAUAACAAAAAGAGGUUAUACAAAUCUUGCAGCAGGUUCGGAUAGACAGGGAAUGCAUAGAUAUGAUAUUUCAAGUGACCCAGUAGAUUCAAGCGCAGGUAUUUUCUGUGGAACCACAGGAAAUCAUUCACACACUUUCACAACAAAUCCAACAGGCUCGGGUGCAGAUUAUAUGCCACCAUUUAUGACUGUAUUCGCUUGGUUCAGAGCUGCUUAA